This is a messenger RNA of Notechis scutatus (mainland tiger snake), 2118 nucleotides long. NCBI's taxonomy places the organism in Eukaryota, Metazoa, Chordata, Lepidosauria, Squamata, Elapidae. The record is from RefSeq and is a predicted model, not a curated record.
AUGACUACGGAAAUUGUUUUCGGACAAUGCUGCCUCUAAGCCAAAAAGGGGGAUGAGCACCAUCCCCCAGAGUCAGCCACGACUGGACAGAGUAAAUCUUUAGCUUUACUUUAUUACCAGAAACAUGGAGACCCCUGUUUGAAGGGGCACCUGGAAUCACCUGGAAAUUCCAGGCAGCAGAAUGCAAGUUUCUCACUAGCCUUGGUUGUUGUUUUUUUACCUGCCUUCCAUUUUCUUACUGGCACAUCCGUGACUUUCCAUUCUGGGCUUUUUAAUGAGGGAUGCUUUCUCCUCUUGUCUUUUCGCAGCCCAAAGGCGCCGAGGCCAAACCCGGAAACAAAGGGAAGAAACUGCUGGGUCAGGGUCCCGUCCACAUUACGGCAGGAAGUGACCCUGUCCCCAUUGAAGAAGAGGAAGAGGAUGAGUUAGACCAUGCAACCUUCACCAUUUGCAAAGAGCUGAUGAGGCCAGUUAAGAAGUCCUUGAAGCAGCUGGAUAAGCCAGAAAGAGGACUUACAGACCACGACCAGCUGGAGCAAACACGGAGUUGCCUACUCAAGAUCGGAGACCACAUUGCUGAAUGUUUGAAAAUCCACACUGAACAGGAAGUCUUUAACGUAUGGAGAAGGAAUCUAUGGGUAUUUGUCUCCAAGUUUACUGAAUUUAAUGCCAAGAAAUUACAUAAGAUAUACAAGAUGGCUAACAAAAAGCGAUCCCGGGAACAGGAGGUAAGAACAGAGCAGGAACAAAAAAAGAAGGAAGAGGCAACGAGUGGCAAGCGGCUUCGUCCAGAAGCUCCUGGGACCAGUCGAGAUAUUCCGAUGUCUCCUGUCCCCCAUAGCCCUCAUGGUCAAAAACUGCAGCAGCCAUCUCCUCACCCUUCCCAGAUGCAUGGACAUCCACGAGAGAACUACCACCAGCCAAAUAGAAGGCAUUUCAGCCACCCAGAACGAAGCGAAUGGCAGAGGGAUCGCAAAUUUAACUACAGUGGCAAUGCCAAUACGAAUUGGGGCAGAAACCGUUAUCACCCAUAUGAGCCGCGCUGGCACAAGGAUCAUCAUUAUGCGGAUCGCCAGGCGCGCAGAGAACAGUAUCGGAGCUCAGGAAACUACCAGCCCAGCAACCUGUCUCGUAAACGCCCCUACGAUCAGUACAACAGUGAACGCAAUUACCGCGGAGAACCGGACUACAGAUACUGUCAUGAAGCCAAGAGACGAAGAUUAGAUGGAUUCCGGCCCCAGAAUUACCAACAAGAUUAUCGGAGGAUGUCUGACUAUAGACCUCCCUUGAGUUAUCAUGGGCAAGGGCCAUCCGACCAUUACAGGCCUUUCCACCAAGAUAAAUCAGCUGAUUACAAGCAACUCCUUCCCCCUCCUCACUCCCAGGUCUCUGACCCUCGCUCUCCAGCUUCUCAGAAAUCUCCACUUGGUGCCAAGUCUCCCAUUCAGCAUCGCUCACCUCUGGAUAGGCCCUUAGAGCAGAAAAACAAUCCAGAUUAUAACUGGAGUAGUCGGAAAACCUAGAGUCCCAGAAGCAGAGGCCAACGGAAAGAGCUAGUCCGGCCCAAGGAAACACCAGUUAUAGGGCCAUCAAUGCUGGAACCAGAAAGCCUGAAUACAGUGCUGUAGAGCUUUGGGCUGUAAGAAUUGGAAGGGGGUCAGAAAAACUGGAUCCACCAGGGAGCCUGAACUUUAGCCCCAGAUUUGCCUUCCAUCAGGAUACUGGCUGGAUGUUGGGAGGGGUCUUCCCUGCACCAAGAGAUCUGUAGAGAACAAGGUCAGGUCUACCACCUACGUUUUGGAAUGAAGAUUUUGGGUUUGUGUCCAUAAUGCCAACUUGAAUUCUGGACAUUUCACAGAAUGGACAGACAGGCUGCAAAGGGUACAGACGGAGGCAAAAGCUAUAUGGUUUUGGAGUUCAGGUUCAAUUGGCUGCUGGAAGGGGAUGAUAAAGAAGACCACAAUAGCUAUAGCUGUUGAACAAAAAAUUGGCAUCAGGGAGGGCAGGAGUGAGACUGAUUUUUCAGAAUGGUGAAACCAACUUUUGAUGAAAAUGCUUGGAACUCUUACUGAAGAGAUUUGGAAGUCUAUGGACUUAAGAUUGACGGAAGCCAGAAAA